Molecule: messenger RNA, 765 nt
Organism: Suillus paluster
Lineage: Eukaryota; Fungi; Basidiomycota; Agaricomycetes; Boletales; Suillaceae
Exons: 3
Coding region: 1-765 (254 amino acids)
Source: RefSeq, a predicted model, not a curated record
AUGUUUGCACAGCCUGGAACCGUUCUCACCGGCUACAUCCACUAUCGUAUGGUGCUUGGCGUCACGGGCAAGGCUCUGACUAGUUUUGGUUCAAGCAAGGAGUUUGUUGCUGCCGUCCGGGAUACGUUGACAGCCCACGCGCGUGCGUAUGAAGAUGCAAAAAUCUUGCACUGUGAUGUCGGCCCUGCGAACAUUAUCAUCACGCAUGAUGGCGGCAUUCUCAUCGGCUGGGGCUUCUGCAGAAGACUACUCACAGAUGACGGGCCAGGUAGUGCAGCGAUCUUACUGGACCAAACCAAGCCGCAAGGUCGCAUCGACGACCUUGAACCGUUUCUUCAUGUCCUCAGCUGGGUCACACUCCGCUACUUGGACAACACCAUGAAUACUCUCGCCCGAGCCACAUACUUGAGCAAAACAUUUGACGAAGCUCGUAUUGAGAACGGUAUAGCAUCGGGUGGAGAGCACAAGGAGCUUCACUCGGUCGGUGAUGCAUAUAUCCUCGCUAAACUCACCUUCAAGAAGACAUCUUCCUUGUCGAAUUUGUUGCGGGAGAUUGCCGCAGUCUUCCGAUGGCGCUAUGCCGAGAUACCGGAGAAAGAGCGUCAUUCUUUCACCCGCAUUCAAAACCAUAUGGAGCAAGGGACACUACUUCACACAGCUCUUGAGCUGCUUAUGAGUGUUUCUUCGGUUGCCAUGCAAAACCUGGCAGAUGCAUCAUGGCUACUCGAUCCACUGAACCGACACCUUUUCCCGACUGUCGAGUAG